This is a messenger RNA of Amphimedon queenslandica, 1524 nucleotides long. RefSeq names its product TNF receptor-associated factor 5-like. The transcript has a single exon. Gene Ontology annotation, cellular component: plasma membrane signaling receptor complex. The record is from RefSeq and is a predicted model, not a curated record. Bases 30 to 1256 code for a protein of 408 amino acids. Gene Ontology annotation, molecular function: protein binding; zinc ion binding. Lineage: Eukaryota; Metazoa; Porifera; Demospongiae; Haplosclerida; Niphatidae. Gene Ontology annotation, biological process: regulation of apoptotic process; regulation of canonical NF-kappaB signal transduction; signal transduction.
UGAUCGAUUGUUUAUUACAAUCAUUUACAAUGGCUACAAGUAGUGGCUUGACAUAUGGUGGUUAUAGCUACAGCUUUGUUGAUGAUGAUCCUCCCAAUGAGUAUCUAUGCCACAUCUGUACACUGGUAGCACGGGAUCCUCAACAAGUUACCUGCUGCUCCAAUAUAUACUGUAAGAGCUGUCUGGAUACACUAAAAGAGAAGGGCCAAGGGUUUAUCUGCCCAACUUGUCGUAGCUCACUAGAAGGAAAGUACUUUAAAGAUGGAAGAGUAGAAAGGGGAAUAAAGUCACUUAAGGUUUAUUGUACUAACACUGAUAAUGGGUGCCAAUGGAUGGGGACUAUUAGGGAUAUUGAUACUCAUCUUAAUAGUUGUACCUAUCAACUGGUACCUUGUACUAAUUGUGGAGUGAAGAUGAGGAGAAGUAAACUGAUGACACAUCUGACAAACAAUUGUCCUAAACGAAUAGUUAACUGUCAGUAUUGCAAGCAAAGAGGCACACACCAACUGAUAACAAGCAGGAGCCAUUUAAAGGAGUGUCCUAGCUUCCCAAUCCAAUGCAGUAAUGAAGGCUGCAAUGAGAAGAUACCACGAUGUUUACUAGCAUCACACAAUGAGACCUGCCCUAAAGCAAUCGUACCAUGUGAAUACAAUACUGUUGGAUGUAAUAAGGUAAUGAGGAGAGAAGAACAAGAGAAACAUAACAAAGAAGCAAUAAACCAACAUCUUGAUAUAGCAAUUAAGAAGAUUGAUGCUCUACAGGUACUACUUCCAAAAAAUCAUGUCUUGAAAAUAAAUCAAUACACAAAAAAGAAAAAAGAAGGUGAAGAUUGGUAUAGUCCAGGCUUCUACACAUCACCAGGAGGAUACAAGAUGUCAUUAAAUGUUGAUGUUAAUGGAUAUGGUGAUGGUAAAGGUACACACGUCUCUUGCUUCAUAUGUCUGAUGGCAGGAGAAUAUGAUGAUAUAUUGGAGUGGCCAUUUCAAGGAGAAAUUACAAUAGAACUACUGAAUCAACUGGAGGAUAAGAAUCAUAUGAAACGUAUCAUACCAUUUAAUGAAUCAACACCACCUGAACAAAAGCAAAGAGUAAAUGAAGGUAGAAGCACAGGAUUGGGCCAUCAUAGGUUCAUAUCACAUGAAGUUUUAAAGUAUAAUCCAUUUACUAAUCGUCAGUAUCUUAAAGAUGAUAGUCUGUACUUUAGAAUCAGUAUAAAGGUUACAUCGAAGACAAAGCCAUGGCUAGCAUUGACAUAAACAUACACCCUUAUGUACUCUUUUUAUUAUGUAUCAUUUUCUCUUGAGGGAAGGUGACAUAUUUUUUUGAAUCAUACCAAGAUGUACUUGCACAAUAUUAAUGUUUGUAUGCUUGUAUGACAGUGAUAAUACUCUUUUAUAUUAUUUUAUAUAGUACACAUAAACAUAUAUAUUACUCAGUCUUUUUCUUAUCCUCAUUAAAAUUAUAAUUGGCAUUAUGCAUACACUACACCUUAACUCUUACUUUACUAAUGUUUUAUCACCAAUC